AUGAAGGCACUCGUGUUGUUACUUUGCUUUUUGGUAGACUUGAAGGCGAACAUUGCUAGAGAUGAUGCCCACUACGUGUUUAUAGUGGUAAGGUUUUGCUGCUUUGGUGUUAGGAGUGGUAGUCGUUAUUUACAGGUAACUACAAUGCACCUACAAGGAGCCUUUCAUCUACCAGUGUGGGGCCCUUUAGGCGCGGGAACUAGCCUUAGCGUGAUUUGUGUACACAUGAAGGCACUCGUGUUGUUACUUUGCUUUGCAAGUACGGAACAUUGUGCAAAACCUAAGCCAAUAGUUGUGCACCUACAAGGAGCCUUUCAUCUACCAGUGUGGAGCCCUUUAGGCGCGGGAACUAGCCUUAGCGUGAUUUGUGUACACAUGAAGGCACUCGUGUUGUUACUUUGCUUUUUGGUAGACUUGAAGGCGAACAUUGCUAGAGAUGAUGCCCACUACGUGUUUAUAGUGGUAAGGUUUUGCUGCUUUGGUGUUAGGAGUGGUAGUCGUUAUUUACAGUUGGUAGACUUGAAGGCGAACAUUGCUAGAGAUGAUGCCCACUACGUGUUUAUAGUGAAUAUACUACAGCUUUUAAUUGGUCCAAGUAUCUGUUGUGUCUUGGCGAAUGUAUGCUUCACUGCUCUAAAAAAAGAAUACUGUUUCUCAUACGUGCUAUUUAGUCUCUCACUUAGUUUACCUCUAUCUUUGACUUAUCUGGCCUCUGAUUGCAAAAAAAAUGUUCAAAAACCAUUAGCGGUGGCCAUUGAUAAUAUUUUUAGACAUGUUUAUGAUCAAUACAUUAUAAAGCUAAUACUUUUAUUUACUCAUCGACAUCCAAUAGCACUUUUAAGAUGA
Mucor mucedo is the source of this 846-nucleotide messenger RNA. RefSeq lists its product as uncharacterized. The transcript has 10 exons. The record is from RefSeq and is a predicted model, not a curated record. The coding region runs from base 1 to 846 and encodes 281 amino acids. NCBI's taxonomy places the organism in Eukaryota, Fungi, Mucoromycota, Mucoromycetes, Mucorales, Mucoraceae.